Molecule: messenger RNA, 845 nt
Organism: Musa acuminata AAA Group (dessert banana)
Lineage: Eukaryota; Viridiplantae; Streptophyta; Magnoliopsida; Zingiberales; Musaceae
Product: 36.4 kDa proline-rich protein-like
Exons: 1
Coding region: 39-668 (209 amino acids)
Source: RefSeq, a predicted model, not a curated record
GCAUACUCACGGAUCGAUCAGAAUCACCUUCUUCUGACAUGCACGUCUCCCAAUGCCAUCCAUCGGGUUCGCUUUGCAGCAAUGCAACAGGUUUAUUUCCGGGAACUCGCCAAAGAAUACUCGAAAGCUCCUUCACGAGACUGGUCUCAGCUCACUACAAAUCCACCAGUCGUCCUUCGGCUCCAUUCACAGUUCCAAUGGCCACCAAAGCUCUGAUACCAUUCCUCUUCGUCGCCGCCGUCCUCGGUUCGACCGCAUCGGCCUGCGGCACCUGUACUCACCCGACGUUCCCUCGCCCACCCUCCUCCAAGAGACCACCGAAGCACCUGCCACCCUACACCAACCCUCCCGUGGUCGGGCCGCCAGCCGAAGGCGGCGGUGCUCCUCCGGGAACCUCGCCGCCGGCCACGUGCUCGCUGGAUAUUCUGAAGCUGGGCCUGUGUCUCGACGUGCUGGGGGGGCUGGUGCACGUCGGCCUCGGCAAGCCGGCGGAGAACGUGUGCUGCCCUGUGUUGCAGGGCCUGCUGGAGCUGGAGGCGGCGACGUGUCUUUGCACCGCCAUCAAACUGAGGCUGCUCGACCUCGAUAUCUACAUCCCCUUGGCGCUGCAGGUGCUCAUCACCUGUGGCAAGGAUCCAGCUCCCGGGUACCUCUGCCCUCUUAGCUAGAUCUGCGAUGGAAGUUGGUGCUUAGGAUUCUGCUGCUAGGAUUUGGGACUGAUGGCAACAUUGCUUAGAUUUUAGGGGUUCGGAUUAGAUUUCUUGCGUCUUCGCUUUGAUCAUGCGGCGUGGUGAAUGUAAUUAAUCUCUCAUAUAUUUUCCCGCAUUGAGGUCUUAUCUUGUUGA